Zophobas morio is the source of this 799-nucleotide messenger RNA. RefSeq lists its product as uncharacterized. The transcript has 8 exons. Bases 137 to 799 code for a protein of 220 amino acids. NCBI's taxonomy places the organism in Eukaryota, Metazoa, Arthropoda, Insecta, Coleoptera, Tenebrionidae. The record is from RefSeq and is a predicted model, not a curated record.
AGCCAUCGAACAAGUUAGCACUUAUUAUACUGUUUUGUUUAAAUAUAAAUCAACUAAAAUACUAUAUACCUAACUCUGAAAGGCCUCUACUCCGUGGAAUAUUUUACGGCACAAAGAAAUAUGGGCCAUUGUGGCUAUGCAUUUUGCUGCUAAUUAUGGGUGGUACGUACUAAUCGGCUGGAUACCAAAGUAUUUUAAGUCAGAACUACAUGUUUCCGGAGAAAAUUUGUUAACGACUUGCCUGCCCUAUGUGUUUGGAGUAAUUGGCUCCUAUCUAGCGGGAUACUUAAGCACAGCUUCUUUUAUAAGAAAAAAAAUCAGACUUCUUUGGAUACGGCGCUUUUUUGCUGCUAUUUCCUCAUUUCUUCCAGCUUUAUUUUUAAUCGGACUUGCAGUUGGCACAAAAAGUGUAGUAACAGGAACAGCUCUUUUAUGCUCUUCAAUGUUUUUCGCUCGCAUGGCAGUUGUAGGGUACUGGGCCAAUAUGAUAGAUGUGGCUCCAAAUAAUCCAGAGUUUGUAAUGGGAAUCUCCAACAUGGUAGCAACGAUCCCAGGAAUUUUGGGAAAUAAUAUAGUCGGAGUUCUUAUGGGAAAAAAAAACAGCUGGGGGAUUGCGUUCGGGAUCACGUCAGGGAUGUACGUGGUGGGCGGAAUAAUAUAUCUCAUCUUCAGCGGGGCUGAGCCUCUUGAUAGAGAAGAGGCUUCCGAGAAUAAACUUAAGGAUGACGUUUACAUGGAAAGUCAAAUGGAAUUUGUAGAGAGAGAAGAGGAAAACAAUUCUGAAGAAAAAAGUCAAUAA